AUGCCAGGGAAGCCCAAGCACCUGGGCGUCCCCAACGGACGCAUGGUUGUGGCUGUCUCAGAUGGAGAGCUGAGCAGCAUGGCGGGGCCCCAGGGCCAGGGAGAGGGCCGAGGCAGCUCCCUCAGCAUCCACAGCCUUCCCAGUGGCCCCAGCAGCCCCUUCCCCACCGAGGAGCAUCCUGUGGCCAGCUGGGGCCUGUCCUUCGAGCGGCUGCUGCAGGACCCGCUGGGCCUGGCUUACUUCACUGAGUUCCUGAAGAAGGAGUUCAGUGCUGAGAACGUGACAUUCUGGAAGGCCUGCGAGCGCUUCCAGCAGAUCCCCGCCAGCGACACCCAGCAGUUAGCUCAGGAGGCCCGGAACAUCUACCAGGAGUUUCUAUCCAGCCAGGCACUGAGCCCUGUGAACAUCGACAGGCAGGCCUGGCUCGGCGAGGAGGUGCUGGCAGAGCCCCGACCGGACAUGUUCCGGGCACAGCAGCUUCAGAUCUUCAACUUGAUGAAGUUUGACAGCUAUGCACGCUUCGUCAAAUCCCCGCUGUACCGCGAGUGCCUCCUUGCGGAGGCCGAGGGUCGGCCCCUGCGGGAACCUGGCUCCUCGCGCCUUGGCAGCCCUGACACCACGAGAAAGAAGCCGAAGCUGAAGCCCGGAAAGUCGCUGCCGCUGGGCGUGGAGGAGUUGGGGCAGCUGCCUCCUGCUGAGGGCCCUGGGGGCCGCCCGCUCCGCAUGUCCUUCCGCAGGGAACUAGGGGGCGGCGCAUCAAACUCAGCUUUGCGCCGAGAGUCCCAGGGGUCCCUCAACUCCUCUGCCAGUCUGGACCUCGGCUUUCUUGCCUUUGUCAGCAGCAAAUCUGAGAGCCACCGGAAGAGCCUUGGGAGCUCAGAAGGUGAGAGUGAAAGCCGACCAGGGAAGUAUUGCUGCGUGUACCUGCCUGAUGGCACAGCCUCCUUGGCCCUGGCCCGACCUGGCCUCACCAUCCGUGACAUGCUGGAAGGCAUCUGUGAGAAACGAGGCCUCUCUCUACCUGACAUCAAGGUCUACCUGGUGGGCAACGAGCAGGCCCUGGUCCUGGAUCAGGACUGCACCGUGCUGGCGGACCAGGAAGUGCGGCUGGAGAACAGAAUCACUUUCGAGCUCGAGUUGGCGGCGCUGGAGCGCGUGGUGCGGAUCUCCGCCAAGCCCACCAAGCGGCUGCAGGAGGCGCUGCAGCCCAUCCUGGCGAAGCACGGCCUGAGCCCGCAACAGGUGGCGCUGCGUCGGCCAGGAGAGAAGCAGCCACUAGAUCUGAGGAAGCUAGUGAGUUCGGUGGCGGCCGAGAGAUUGGUUUUGGACAGUCUCCCAGGUGUGAAGAUCACUGAAGCUGGAGACAUAUCCCCCUGCCUCAGCCAGGGUGGCCCGCCUACAAUCCAGGACAAGGCUGCCCACCUCCCUCCACUGUCCCUGAACUCGCUGGCCCAGGCACCCAGUAGUAUCACUGGGAAGCGGCAGACCUGUGACAUUGAAGGCCUGGUGGAGCUACUGAACCGGGUGCAGAGCAGUGGAGCCCAUGACCAGAGGGGUCUUCUGCGCAAAGAGGACCUGGUGCUUCCAGAAUUUCUGCAGCUGCCUGCCCAAGGAGCCAACUCCCAGGAAGCCCCACCACAGACUGAAUCAGCGGCCCAGCCCAAAGGGAGCCCCUCAGACUCCACUGCACACUCGGCCCUCUGA
Messenger RNA from Lipotes vexillifer (Yangtze River dolphin), 1704 nucleotides. It is a transcript of the gene RGS14, whose product is annotated as regulator of G protein signaling 14. The transcript is spliced from 15 exons. NCBI's taxonomy places the organism in Eukaryota, Metazoa, Chordata, Mammalia, Artiodactyla, Lipotidae. Gene Ontology annotation, molecular function: G-protein alpha-subunit binding; GTPase activator activity; microtubule binding. The coding region runs from base 1 to 1704 and encodes 567 amino acids. Gene Ontology annotation, cellular component: cytoplasm; plasma membrane; nucleus. The record is from RefSeq and is a predicted model, not a curated record. Gene Ontology annotation, biological process: cell division; spindle organization; signal transduction.